Adelges cooleyi (spruce gall adelgid) is the source of this 1799-nucleotide messenger RNA. RefSeq names its product ubiquitin-conjugating enzyme E2 J1-like. The transcript has 5 exons. NCBI's taxonomy places the organism in Eukaryota, Metazoa, Arthropoda, Insecta, Hemiptera, Adelgidae. The coding region runs from base 441 to 1187 and encodes 248 amino acids. The record is from RefSeq and is a predicted model, not a curated record.
UAAAGUUUAAACCUUUAACCUCCUCCUAGUCUGUAGCCUGAAAACCUAAGAUAUUUUUAGUUUAGCACCAUUAUUGAUCUAAGCUACAGAAAAAUAUACGGUCCGCCCAUAAUCUCCCACCGCCCAUCACCCUUAAAAUUGUUAUCAAAAUUCAUAUGCAUUCACCAUAACUUUAUUUUAACUGAUAAAAUAUACAAUCCUAAAUAUAAUGAAUUAUAUUACUAUCUAGUAUCUAUAUUUUAUGACUUGUGUACAUAGUACAAUACUGAAUACAGUGAUCCCAGUAUUGUCUUCAACCUGCUGACGAUAUUAAAAAAAAUCUAAAAAAACACUUGCAUGCAGAACACGUAACAUAUUUUUUGUGUUUAUAACUUUAUUCAAAUUUAAUUACAAUUUGAAGUUCGUAGUGCAUUGGAAUACUUUGAAAUCAUCCAAUUUUAAUGAUGGAGCCUCGGUAUAAUACCAAAAGUACAGCUGUAAAACGUUUGAUGAGAGAAGCUAUAGAGCUCUCAGAAUCUACAGAAGAAUAUAGUGCCCAUCCAUUAGAAGACAAUUUGUUUGAAUGGCACUUCACCAUGAGAGGACCACCAUCUUCAGAAUUUGAAGGGGGAGUCUAUCAUGGCCGUAUAUUGUUACCAUCCGAGUAUCCUAUGAAACCGCCUAAUAUUAUACUACUAACUCCUAAUGGAAGAUGGGAAACCAACAAAAAAAUAUGUUUGAGCAUAUCAAGUCAUCAUCCGGAAACUUGGCAACCAUCUUGGUCAAUCAGAACAGCUCUUUUAGCGUUAAUUGCAUUUAUGACCACCAAUGGACAAGGUACAAUAGGAUCGCUUGAAUACACUUCCGAAGAACGUCAGACCUUAGCCAAAAAAUCUAAAAAUUGGGAAUGUGAAAAAUGUGGCCAAAUAUCUAAUUUAUUGGAUGCAAAAAAAGCUAAACCAUUAACAAAAGAAGAAAGCGAGCUCAUUAAUAGUAUGACAUUAAAGGGAGAAGACAAUGAACAAGUAUCUCAGGCGUCUAAUAAUGUAAAUGAAGUUACAGAAACUAGUGAAGAGCCUGUUGUAACUAGUAAUUUGUCGUUCAAUCUUCUUAAAGAUGCAUUAUGUUCUGAUAUUGGGAUUUAUCUUAUCUAUUUAAUAAUUGCACUCAUAAGUAUUUUAGUAGCUCGGCGUUUUUACAGCGCAUAAAUUGUUCAAACCUAUAAAUUUAAAUACUUCCAAAAAUUGUUUUAUAUAAAAAAAAAAACAUUCAAAGUUCGAGUUCUUAAUUGUAGUCUAUUUACUAUGUAUAUUGUAAUGCAAAAAUAUUUAUGUGUUAAAUUUUUCAUUCACUAAACUAUAAACAUAGAUAUUUAUUCACUUUACAUAUUAUAAUACUUUAAGCUAUAUUGUAGAAAUAGGGUUUGAAAAUGGCAUUAUAAAAUGUUUUAUGACGAAGGUUUUUCCUUCUCAUCAUUUUCUUGUAACUUUUUUUCAAACUUUUCAAACUCUGCCUUAGUGCGUAUUUCAAUUUCGUCUUCAACUUGUUCAACUGCUAUUACCUAAAACCACACAUUCAUAAAACCUUACUUACAUGUCAAAUUUUCUUUUACAAUUACAUUUGAAUAAGAAAUUCAAUUUUACUUCAAAAACAGUAAAUUUAAUCUCCAUUUAAAUGUCUCUGAUAAAACAAUAAUUACUUACCUCAGGGAUAUAAAACUGUAACAUAUUUUGAACUCCAUUUUUCAAAGUAACAACUGAGCUAGGACAACUGGUACAAGAACCUUGUAAUUUUAAUUUUACAAUUCCUGCAUCAUAACC